AUGGAAAAGUCACUUUAACUCUUCUCUUAGAUUAAGGAUAUAGAAAGUUACUUGACUUAUAUUUAAUCAAUCAAUAAUCAUUUAGGAUUCUUGGUAGUUAAUUUUGACGAUAAUGAAAUUGAAACUGGAUUAGCCAUAUUGGCCAAAGCUGAACGAUUAGGGGAGUACUUAAUAGCUAAAGGAGACUUUGAAAAGAGACCCUUAAAAAUAGAAGGAGGAUUUGAAAGAGCCUAAGAAUUUUAAACAAUCAACGAUUUAGAUUACUUAAGCAUAUGGCAAACUUAGAACAAAGACAAAGUAGGUUUUUAUUUUGGAUAGUCAAUGCUAAGAUAAAUCAAAUCUAAAACUUAUGAAUUAAAAGAUUUUUUUUUCAGCUGCAUAUCUUUAUCUGAUCAUUAUUCAGGUUUAUAGAAUUUCACCUAUGCUUUUUAUCUACUUCUAGUUGGUGAAUCAGUUAUUCCAGAAGGAAAAAGAAAAAAGCUUCGAGCUAAUUUACAAAAGGCUUAAGGGAGAGUAAUAGGAAGUAUGAUGUCAUAUUGUAUUGAUUGCAUUAAGAGCAAUUAAUAGAACGACCCCAAUCUUCCUAAACUAUUUAAUAUAUAUAGUAUUACAUUUGAGGAUGUUAAUGUUAAAUAACUAGUAUUGCUUACUUUGAUUACUUUAGGUAUUCUAACCAAGCAUGCUAAUACUUUAUACAAAAAAGCCCUAUCUAUAUUUGUAUUCGAUGGUUUUGUAACAGAACAUAUCCAAAUACUUAGUGAUAUAUCCACUAUGUAUAGAGUUAUUAUAUUUCGUGAACCAGACCCCAAUAAUAUUAUUUCCUAUAUAGAAAAGAGAUUAGACCUAUUACUUCCAGUAUUUAAUGCCCUAAAUCAAAAAGAUAAUUAAACUAUUUAUGAAAUGUUAUUGGUUGAUGUUGCAGAAAUCAAUAAUGAAUUAUAUGAAUUCAUUGUGAAAAUUAAUGGCAUCGAUGAUAUUUUUGGAGGGAAAAGUAAAAAACUAACUGAAAAAAUGAAUAAAGAUUGUCUUAAUGCUAUUCAAUAUUAUGAAAAAAUAGUUGAAUAAUUGAAAUUGAGUGAAGGGGACAAAAUAGAAUGA
Paramecium tetraurelia is the source of this 1098-nucleotide messenger RNA. RefSeq lists its product as uncharacterized. The record is from RefSeq and is a predicted model, not a curated record. Lineage: Eukaryota; Ciliophora; Oligohymenophorea; Peniculida; Parameciidae. The transcript is spliced from 4 exons.